GGGCCUGACCAAAGAAAAGCGGCAGUGUGGGGAAGUUGCCUUGACGCUCUUUGUAGUUUGACGGCGUUCAGCUUCUUUCACUUUUUGUUUGCUAGCCUUGCUUUCAGUGCUCGGUAAAGCUUGAUGGGGGCUCUCAACGGCUUUCUUGUAUCUUGAUUGCUUUCCGCCAAAGCCCUAAUUAGUUCGUAAUGUUUAACUUGUAAAUUCCUAAUUCUUAGUUUUGAAGAUGAAUUAGCUUCGAUAAUACCACCGAGACAAAAAUUCGGGGGUCGAAAAUGUCGAACAUCGAUCCGUCUAAGAAAGUAGCCGAUAGAUAUCUGAGGCGUGAAGUCCUCGGCGAAGGUACCUAUGGAGUUGUAUACAAAGCUAUUGAUACGAAGACAGGACAGACAGUUGCUAUUAAAAAAAUUCGACUUGGCAAGCAGAAGGAAGGAAUAAAUUUUACAGCUCUUAGAGAGAUUAAACUGCUCAAAGAGCUUAAAGACCCCAACAUUAUUGAGUUAAUUGAUGCAUUCCCACAUAAAGGAAAUUUGCAUCUUGUGUUUGAAUUCAUGGAGACAGACCUUGAAGCUGUUAUACGAGAUCGGAAUAUUUUUCUUUCACCUGCUGAUAUAAAAUCCUACCUUCAAAUGACACUUAAAGGUCUUGCUUAUUGCCACAAGAAAUGGGUUUUGCAUAGGGAUAUGAAGCCAAAUAAUUUGUUGAUAGGACCAAAUGGACAGCUGAAACUUGCAGAUUUUGGUUUAGCGAGGAUAUUUGGGAGCCCAGAUCGAAGGUUUACUCAUCAGGUGUUUGCUCGGUGGUAUAGAGCACCUGAGCUGUUAUUUGGGGCCAAACAGUAUGGGUCAGGUGUAGACGUUUGGGCUGCAGCUUGUAUAUUUGCUGAACUUCUGCUUCGUCGACCCUUUUUGCAGGGUUCAAGUGAUAUUGAUCAAUUAGGAAAGAUUUUUGCUGCAUUUGGGACCCCAACAUCUUCUCAGUGGCCUGAUAUAGUAUACCUUCCUGAUUAUGUUGAAUACCAAUAUGUUCCAGCUCCACCUUUGCGUUCUUUGUUCCCAAUGGCAAGUGAUGAUGCUUUAGAUUUGUUGUCAAAGAUGUUUACGUAUGAUCCCAAAGUUAGAAUUUCAGUGCAGCAGGCGUUAGAGCACAGGUAUUUUUCCUCCGUGCCUCUGCCCACGGAUCCUGAUAAGCUUCCUAGACCUGCCCCAAAGAAGGAACUUAAGGCUUCUGAUUUCAAUCCACACGAGGGCCCAACUGUUCUGUCACCUCCAAGAAAGUCUAGGAGAGUGAUGUCAGGGCAUGAUGGAUUUGAAGGAAAUGCAUUGCAAGGAGAUAAAGGUGACAAUGUUGGUGAUUACAUGCAAAAGGUUGGUGAUAAUACAGGCAACAAUGAUUCAGCCGCGACAGCUGUAGACUUUUCUAUAUUUGGAUUAAAUCCUCCAAAUAGGCCUACAAUUAACAGUGCUGACAGGUCAUAUCUGAAAAGAAAAUUAGAUCUAGAAUUUCAGCAUCCAGAUUGAAUAUUCUAGGACAGGAGUGAUAAGACCGAGGAUUACAAUUGCUGCAUGGCCCUCAUCUGUGUGUCUCCAUGGAAAGCUACUAUGGAUGUGGAGGUAUAAAGGAGAAAGUAGCAGUCACAGAAACUUAACGACUCACUUGAAUUUUAGUUUGGGGACCCAAAAUAACUGCUGCUUAUUUAAAAUCCCCCCCAAUUUGAAGGGCGUCCCACUUGGCCUCGUAUCUGUUGCAUCCAAAAGUUAUUGUGUAAGUUGUUUGCUAUAGAACAUAAAAAUGUACGUUCACAUGUGCUUCCAAACAGGUUGUCAUUACAUUUAUCUCACUGAAUACAAGUACUUAUUUAUAGAAA
Messenger RNA from Prosopis cineraria, 1867 nucleotides. RefSeq names its product cyclin-dependent kinase D-3-like. The transcript is spliced from 7 exons. Gene Ontology annotation, biological process: positive regulation of transcription by RNA polymerase II; protein phosphorylation. Bases 276 to 1520 code for a protein of 414 amino acids. Gene Ontology annotation, molecular function: cyclin-dependent protein serine/threonine kinase activity; ATP binding; RNA polymerase II CTD heptapeptide repeat kinase activity. Gene Ontology annotation, cellular component: transcription factor TFIIK complex; cytoplasm; transcription factor TFIIH holo complex. The record is from RefSeq and is a predicted model, not a curated record. Lineage: Eukaryota; Viridiplantae; Streptophyta; Magnoliopsida; Fabales; Fabaceae.